Messenger RNA from Penicillium angulare, 3093 nucleotides. RefSeq names its product tubulin gamma complex associated family protein. Gene Ontology annotation, biological process: mitotic cell cycle; spindle assembly; microtubule nucleation. Gene Ontology annotation, cellular component: centrosome; mitotic spindle pole body; equatorial microtubule organizing center. The transcript has 2 exons. Gene Ontology annotation, molecular function: gamma-tubulin binding; microtubule minus-end binding. Bases 1 to 3093 code for a protein of 1030 amino acids. The record is from RefSeq and is a predicted model, not a curated record. NCBI's taxonomy places the organism in Eukaryota, Fungi, Ascomycota, Eurotiomycetes, Eurotiales, Aspergillaceae.
AUGUCGAUCUCAACGCGCCAAACCACCCGACCGCGCCGCAUAGACGACGCCCUCUCACAACUAGUCGACUCCCUGACCCCCGCGCUCCCCAUAUCCGCCCUCCAAGAUGAGGAUCACUCCGACCCAGGAGAAGCCCUCGCAGCUACAGAAGAAAGGCGCCACAACACGUGCCUCGAGCGCGCCUGGCGCAUAAUCGACACACAUGUCCCCUCUAACACAGCGGACCCGGGCUCCCCCUCCGGCCGCCGCGGUAGCUUCGCCGGAACAGAUAACGUCAACAAUGCGGCGGACCUGAUAAAGCGCAAGCUGCGACGGGAGAAUGCAAGUCCCGAGCUAGCAGUCAAGUUCUCGAACAUGUAUUCCAAGCUCUUAACUCAGCCUGUUCUCUCACAGAAAUGGGGCAUUCUGUACUUACUGUAUAAGUUGUCCGAGGAGAAUGAGUUCGCGCUGGAGCAGGGCGAGCGCAGUCGGAGCCCGUUGAUGGAUGAUGGGAAUUUGCAGAAUAUGCUUGGUGGACGUGCUCCGAGGUCUAGACGUGGUACUGGGUCGAGGCCCUUUGACUCGGAGGAUGAUGAGGGGCCUGCUGCUAGUUCUUCUGCGUCGCAGAGGAUACCGCUGUCGUCUAAGCCGGAACGGCAGAGUUCACUACGUCAGGAUGGGAUGGAGCAGCUUACUGCGCGGAGAUCUGGAGAGCGAAUGCGCGAAGAGCGUGCUAGUCGUGCGGGAAAUUAUGAGGCUGUGUUCGCUGAUCGCGAGAGUGAUGGGCGCGCGGAUGUGACGUCUCCCUUGCCCUCUGCGGCUGCUACUUUUUCUCCGUCUCGCGCGGAGUCAUUUGAGAAUGGGCUUCUAAGAGACUUGCCAUUUAAUCUACAGGGGCUGUCUUCGACGAAUUUGCAGUUUCAAUCAGCCUCCUCGUUAAAGCUGCCGUCUAAUUUACCAGCGCCCAUAAUCUCUUUGCUCAACUCGUUAGCUGAGCCUUGUCUUCUCUAUAGAGGGCUAUCGGCUUUUGUGGAAACUACGGAAGGUGGACUGGUGAACCAAAGCUUACGGGCUGCUAUUGCUAACGAGUUGCGGUCAUAUCUCAGCUUAGUCGCUACAUUGGAGGCGGAGAUUCGGCAAGCACUUGCUGCCAUUGGCGAUGCUAAUGAACUCAAGGGAGUUCGAAAGGGUGGUGUUACCUUGAAACGGUGUGUUGUAUGGACAAGGGAUGCUACAAUGGCGCUCCGGUUGAUGAGUCUCAUUGUUGAAGAAUCUAAAGAUAAGAAGGGAGGCCAAUUGAUAUCCUUAAUCCAUGGAUUCUCCUCAUCCCACGGUGACCCCUUUGUGUGUGCCUUUGCAGAGAAACUGUUGGCCCAUGUAACACAACCAUUCUAUGAUAUGCUUCGGUCUUGGAUCUACGACGGUGAACUCUCUGACCCAUAUGAGGAGUUCUUUGUUGCAGAAGGGAAAGGCACAUCUGACGAGGACCCACGUCGUAUUGCAACAAGUGUUUGGGAUACCAAAUACGUUCUGGACGAAAAGAUGCUGCCCUCAAUCAUCACCGAAGAAUUUGCGAAUAAGGUCUUUCUCAUUGGAAAGUCGUUGAAUUUUAUCCGCUAUGCUUGUGGUGAUUCCGCCUGGGUAGAAGCUUAUUCCAAAGAAGCCUCAAAAGAGCUCAAGUAUGGCGACACGGCGACCCUGGAGAUUUCAAUCGAUGAAGCUUACAAAACCACCAUGGCACGUCUCAUCCAUCUCAUGGACAACAAAUUUAAGCUCUUUGAUCAUUUGCAAGCACUGAAGAAAUAUUUGCUUCUCGGACAAGGUGACUUCAUCGCCUUAUUGAUGGAAUCCCUAGCAUCAAAUCUCGACCGACCCGCAAACUCGCAGUAUCGGCAUACUCUUACCGCACAGUUGGAACAUGCCAUCCGUGCCUCAAAUGCGCAAUAUGACCCUCCAGAUGUUCUUCGUCGACUAGAUGCCCGCAUGCUCGAGCUCAGCCACGGUGAGAUCGGUUGGGACUGCUUUACACUGGAGUACAAGAUUGACGCCCCUGUUGAUGUGGUCAUCACCCCGUACGGGUCAACACAAUACCUGAAAGUUUUCAAUUUCCUCUGGCGCGUGAAGCGAGUCGAGUUUGUGCUAAGCAGUACCUGGCGUCGUUGCAUGACCGGAGCAAGAGGUGUCCUUGCACACGUAGACGACAAAGUCGGACCAGACUGGAAGCGCGCACGAUGUGUCAUUGCAGAAAUGAUUCACUUCGUUUGCCAACUUCAGCACUAUAUCGUUUUCGAGGUCAUCGAGUCAAGCUGGGAUACACUGCAGGCAGCCAUAUCUAAACCAGACUGCACGCUCGAUGAUCUCAUCAUGGCACACAAAGAAUAUCUAAAUUCCAUCACACACAAGGGUCUUCUCGGCUCCGCCUCCCCACGCUACGGCUCAUCAACCUCCACCUCCGCAAAACAACCCGAAGAAAGCUUUCUCUCCCAACUUCACCAAAUCCUCAAGAUCAUGCUUUCCUACAAGGAUGCCGUCGAUGGUCUAUACUCUUUCUCCGUAGCAGAAUUUACCCGUCGCCAGGAACUAAGCGCCAAAAUAGAGACCCGCACUGCUCAAGGCCGCUGGGGCGUGACAGAUCGUGACCUCAAACCCCGCCGAACAAAUAGUCGCGGCGGCACAUCUAUAGGCUCAACGCCAGAUAUUCGACCCGCCAGUGCUGGUCUUGAUGGAGUCGAUACUCCAGUCACACUUUCAGCACAAGAUCUCGCAGCCGAUGAUCACAUGCUUGCUUCUCUUCGUGUCCGACUUCGCGAUCUCUCUGCGGACUUCCGUUCUCGUCUGAACAUUCUACUAGGUGAUCUUGCCUAUCAGCCUGAUGUGGAUAUGCGGUUUUUGGGCGUCGUUAUGAAUUUCAAUGAUGUUUAUGAGCCUGUGAAACGGCGUCGGGCUGCUGGUCCCAGCUCAAGGGACAAGGAGAAAGAAAGGGAGAGAGAACGAGCGAAGCGUAGGGCGGCGGCUGCUGCUCAAGCUACCGGGUCAGGAACGGAAGGGAGUGGAAGUAUACCGAGAGAGCCUAGAAGAGAAAGAAAGGAUGUCCCGGAACAGAUGGCUAAUUGA